Molecule: messenger RNA, 267 nt
Organism: Zeugodacus cucurbitae (melon fly)
Lineage: Eukaryota; Metazoa; Arthropoda; Insecta; Diptera; Tephritidae
Exons: 1
Coding region: 1-267 (88 amino acids)
Source: RefSeq, a predicted model, not a curated record
AUGAAGUUCUUACUGCUAACCAUUUGUCUGGUGAUUAUAUCGCUCUGCCAAGCGCAAUAUUAUAGUGGCGGCGGCGGAGGAGGGGGCGGAGGUGGCGGUGGUGCAGACGGUGGUUAUGGUUAUGGCGGCUAUGGGCCGAACGGUCCCUAUGGCGGAUCAAGUGGAAAUGGUGGGUACGGGUAUUCUGGACCUGGCGGUAGUGGAGGCGGCGGCAGUGGAAAUGGUGGCGGCGGACCGUUAGGAGGCUAUGGUUAUGGGUACAAUUAA